Chara braunii is the source of this 2836-nucleotide messenger RNA. NCBI's taxonomy places the organism in Eukaryota, Viridiplantae, Streptophyta, Charophyceae, Charales, Characeae. The record is from the annotation of a GenBank genome assembly.
UGGCAGGAGUUGCUACAACUGUGGACAGGAAGGGCAUUAUGCACGCGAUUAUCCGGUGGGAAGAAGCCAAGCCCUUCCACUACCGCCACCACCGCUUCAGCUGCAGGGCAUGUAGGGGCAGCAGCUAGCCCAGCAGCAGCAACGACAGGGAACAUUCGCCAACAAUGCAAGGUAUUGGCAGAAUAGAAGAGAACUGGAGGAGGAUGUGAAGACAAUGAAGGAAUGGUUCAAGGCAAAGAUGCAGCGGGAGCAGGAAAAGAUGGAAAAGAAGAGGGAGGAAGAGGAGAAAGCAAGGAAGCUCGAGGAGCAAAGGAGAAGGCAGCAGGAACUAGAGCGGAGGCAGACCGAACUACGGCGACUUAACGAAGAGACGGAGAUGAAGAUUAUGGCAACGGUGGCAAGGGAGUUGCAACUUUUCCGCACGGAUGUAAGUAAUGAAAUACAGGCUACGCUGGCCGCUAGGGCCAAGACGCCGAUGGAGAAGGGGAAAGGGAAGACCAAGGAGAUCGAAGAGAGAGUAACAGAAGUACUACUUAAGUAUCUGAGGGGAGAUAACGCAGAAAGCUCACGCGAUGCGGAGGAGCGAGGAAGGUGGCAGUUUACGCGGGCAAACCAAGGAAGGCAUACGGGAAGACGGCUAUACUCUCCGGACGGUACGAAUGAUGGGGGGGAGGUCACACCAAAAGCAAGCAAGAAAGGUCAGGUAGGCAAAGUGAAAGGUACGGAGAGAAAGGUACCGGCGACAUGCAGCAAGACGGGCGUAAUCGAGUAUGUGCUGAACGUCCAGAAGAAGUUGGGAGAAAUGAUGGCCCAAGAGAUCAAGCGACGCUGCCAGCAGGAAGGACUGGACUACGUCAACAAGGAGCAGGGUGUGCGGGAACUGGUCCGAGUAAUGGCAAGGUUGGCAUAUGAAGGAUGGCUGGGGGACGAAGGGGAGGAGGACGCCGCGGUAGAGGAGGACGAGCAAGAGAUACCGGGGGUAAAGGAGCUAAUCUGCAAUGGUAAGAACAUUACGAGACCGACUCGGGGAACAGGGGAGAGAGAACUGGGAGAGAGGAUCUUUACAGCACUAAAGGCGGCCGUGGGAGAUCAUGUGGACGUCCAGCGGCAAGACAUUCAGGUGGAAAAAUGCUACGUGAGACGAACCCACGCGGAUCUCACGAGUGCAACAAUUACGAAAGAAGAGGUCACGGAGGUUAGGAGAAGGUACGGGCACUUGGUAAUCACACCGGUGGACAGGAACGCAGGGGAGAUGGUGCUGUUGUGUCCGUCUACUUACCAGCACGCACUAAAAAGGAUGUUCAUCUACAACGGUGCCUACAAGCACGAGGAAGCGAACGAGAAGGAGAUUAUGGCGACGGCAAGAAACGACUACAUGAAGGCGGGGCUGGAAAGGAUAGCGGAGUGGGACAGAAAGGGCAAGGUGGGCUGCGCGUACGUGAUCCCAAAGCAAAAAGACCUCGGUAAGCGGAGACCUAUUGCACCAGCUAAUAGGGAGCCGACCAAGACGGGGACCAGGAGGGUAGCCAGAGCACUCAACGUCCUGCUGGCGAGACUUCCGGAGGCCAUGCACUUCAAUAUGGGGGUAACAAUGCAUCUAAAGGAGAGGCUCGCUCGGACUGAGAAGAAGUACAACGGUAAGAAAGGGGAGGCGAUAGUUCUGCUACGAAGUUAUGAUAUAAAGGAGAUGUUCACAUCAUUGCCGCAUAAUGCGAUCAUAGAUGCAGUGGAUUGGCUGCUACAGGAAUGGGAGGCGAGAGGAAGGGAGAAGGUGAGUGUGAGCAGAAGAGGGAGGGAGGUGGUGAUGAACAAGAAGAGUCGAGGGAAGGGAUAUGUGCAGUUGACGUUCCAGCUCAUAAGGGAGUAUGUUAAAUUUGAGCUGAGCCACACAUAUACAACCUGCAGGGGAAUGUUGCUGAAGCAGAUCGUGGGAAUACCAAUGGGGAAGAACUCGAGUCCGCCAUUGGCGUGCAUACUGUGCGAGAGGUAUGAGACGGCGUUCAUGAGAUCAUUGGGGAAGGACAGAGCGUUAUUUCAGGGAAUCAGGUUCAUGGAUGAUGUUACGACAGUGGUACUAGUGGACAGAAGGAGCGAGGGUUCAUUCCGCAAGGCGGAGAAGAUGCUGAAGGCCUUUGAAGAAUGCUAUGGAAGGAGACUGGUGUUGGUAAGAACCGAUGAGGGAGGUAACACUAUCGACUUCAUUGGCACGAAGGUUGCAGCGACUGCGUGUCCAGUCAGAUUCCUGAUCGCACCUCAAUUGAAGAAUCAGGAAGCUAUCAUCAAUGGGGAGAUACCGUAUAGGAGUUUUCAGGAUUACGACUCGUACUCGGACAAGAGGCCAAAGUACCGCGCUAUCAUCGGCACGCUGCAUAGGAUCAGACGCUUGGCAAAUGCGGGGACUGCAGUGAUCCAAUCUGUGCUGGCCAUGCGGCUGGAACUCCGACGCCGGGGGUAUCCCCCGACGUUCUUCGCAUCUGCCCUGGCAAAGUUCGCCAGGGGAACCAUCGUGAGCGAGGAGGCAUGGAGAACGCUCCUCGACAGCAUGAUGGUACGGUACAACAGGAGGGUACAUUCCGGGCGGAGGAGGAAUCAAAAAUAGGAAAGAGCAGAGAACACGCAGGGAAUAAGCGGGCAUUAGGAUAUACGGGCGUAAUUAUCUGAGUCUUACGCGGUUAGUAAUUAUAUUUAUGCGGUACUUUAUUACUGUAAUUCCUGUAAAUUAUGUGUAAUUAUGUAAUAUAGGAUAGAAUGGUCAUGGACGGUUAAGGGGUAAUUCUGUAAUUUGUAACUUUGUAAUUCGUAAUAAAAUCAUUUGUAAUAAAGUAAUUUGUAAAUU